Molecule: messenger RNA, 369 nt
Organism: Pterocles gutturalis (yellow-throated sandgrouse)
Lineage: Eukaryota; Metazoa; Chordata; Aves; Pterocliformes; Pteroclidae
Product: guanylyl cyclase-activating protein 1-like
Exons: 3
Molecular function (GO): calcium ion binding; calcium sensitive guanylate cyclase activator activity
Source: RefSeq, a predicted model, not a curated record
GAUGGGUAUAUUGACUUCAUGGAAUAUGUAGCUGCUCUCAGCCUCGUUCUCCGUGGGAAGAUGGAGCAGAAAUUGCGGUGGUAUUUCAAGCUCUAUGAUGUAGAUGGCAACGGCUGCAUUGAUCGACAUGAAUUGCUCAACAUCAUUAAGGCUAUUCGAGCUAUUAACGGUGGUGACCAUGAAACCAGUGCAGAAGAGUUCACCAACCGAGUCUUCAACAAGAUUGACAUGAAUGGAGAUGGUGAACUGUCUCUGGAUGAAUUUGUGGAGGGAGCAAGGAAAGACGAGGAGUUCAUGGAGGUUAUGAUGAAAAGCUUGGACCUGUCACACAUUGUAGCCAUGAUCAACAACCGCCGGCACAGUGUGUAA